GAAGUGGCGGUCAGGCGACCGUCACGUGAUCUGCGACUGAUGAUCGCUCGUCAUUUUGACCGUUCGCCUCGUUAUUUUUCUCUCCCGAGCUCGGUGUUCGCGAUGGCCGGCCGCGGGAAGCUUAUCGCCGUGAUCGGCGACGAAGACACUUGCACCGGAUUCCUCCUCGGCGGCAUCGGCGAACUCAACAAGAAUCGCAAACCGAAUUUCUUGGUGGUGGAGAAGGACACGAGCGUCACGGAGAUCGAGGAGACCUUCAAGAGCUUCUUGGCCCGCAAUGACAUUGGCAUCAUCCUCAUCAACCAGUUCAUCGCCGAAAUGAUCCGUCACGCCAUCGACGCCCACAUGCAGUCCAUCCCGGCGGUGCUGGAGAUCCCGUCCAAGGAACAUCCCUACGACGCUUCCAAGGACUCCAUCCUGCGGCGCGCCAAGGGCAUGUUCUCGGCCGACGACUUCCGAUAAAAA
This is a messenger RNA of Hippocampus comes (tiger tail seahorse), 465 nucleotides long. RefSeq names its product ATPase H+ transporting V1 subunit F (gene atp6v1f). The transcript is spliced from 2 exons. NCBI's taxonomy places the organism in Eukaryota, Metazoa, Chordata, Actinopteri, Syngnathiformes, Syngnathidae. Gene Ontology annotation, cellular component: proton-transporting V-type ATPase, V1 domain; membrane. Gene Ontology annotation, molecular function: proton-transporting ATPase activity, rotational mechanism. The record is from RefSeq and is a predicted model, not a curated record. Bases 40 to 462 code for a protein of 140 amino acids. Gene Ontology annotation, biological process: proton transmembrane transport.